Messenger RNA from Ananas comosus (pineapple), 1555 nucleotides. RefSeq lists its product as uncharacterized. The record is from RefSeq and is a predicted model, not a curated record. The coding region runs from base 62 to 1261 and encodes 399 amino acids. NCBI's taxonomy places the organism in Eukaryota, Viridiplantae, Streptophyta, Magnoliopsida, Poales, Bromeliaceae. The transcript has 9 exons.
UCUCUCUCUCUCUCUAAAACCCCAUCGCUCUCCUCCUCCCUCCUCUCUCCUCCACUCUCCCAUGGAGACCCUCGCGCGCUCGAUCCUCUCCUCCACUCUCCUCGAAUCGUCUCCUACUCCUCGACAAUCCCCGAUCCCUCCCCCGCCCAAAGUUCCCGCCUUUCGACUCGGCUUCGCGCGAACCCGCGGGGGAUUCGAACCGCUACGGCGCGAGAGGAGGGCGCGGAGGGGCUUGGGGAGGUUUAGAGCCGUCGCUAAUGGAGUUUCCGGUGGAGGCGGAGAAGAGGACGCCAUGGAUAGCGGGCCCUCGGGGUUUAUCCCUGAUGUGGGUCUACAAUUUCUCGAGAGCGAUUUGAGUAACAAUGGAGUUGAUGAAGCAAGCAUAUCUUCAAAACCAGAGGCGGUCACAGCUUUUGGCGCCGGAAGCGGCUCAAGCGGAUCGAGAGCUGGGUUAUUUAGAACCCCGAUUUCGGGUGGUGUACAGAGCGCAACUUCUGCUCACGAUUUACCGCCGCCGGCUUUGGCUGUUCGCAAUCUCAUGGAGCAGGCACGGUUUGCUCAUUUGUGCACUGUUAUGUCUAAGAUGCAUCAUCGACGCAAGGGUUAUCCAUUUGGUUCGCUAGUGGACUUUGCGCCUGAUCCAAUGGGCCACCCGAUAUUUUCACUCUCGCCGUUAGCUAUUCACACAAGAAAUCUGUUGGCCAAUCCAAAAUGCACGCUCGUUGUACAGAUACCUGGAUGGAGUGGAUUAUCAAAUGCACGUGUAACAAUCUUUGGUGAUAUUUUCCCUCUUCCAGCAGAGCAACAGGAAUGGGCACGUCAGCAAUACAUGGCGAAACACCAGCAGUGGGCAUCUCAUCAGUGGGGAAACUUCUAUUAUUAUAGGAUGGAGACCAUCAGUGACGUAUACUUCAUCGGAGGGUUUGGUACUGUUGCAUGGCUAGAUGUGAAGGAAUACGAGUCCCUUCAACCUGACAAGAUUGCUGCUGUUGGUGGCGAACAAAAUCUCAAGGAACUCAAUGCGAUCUUCUCAAAGCCACUUAAAGAGUUCUUAUCUUCAGAAGCGGAAGUAGAUGAUGCAGCUUUCAUAUCCAUAGACAGCAAAGGCACCGAUAUCCGUGUUAGGCAGGGUGCACAGUUCAACAUUCAAAGGUUGUCCUUUGAAGUAGACCAUGGAGUGGAGACUCUGGAGGAAGCGAAAGCGGCACUUCAGAAGAUAGUUAGUAAGGGCUCCAGGUCAAAGUCACAUCCCAGAAGCUGAAACUUUUCUGUAAGCUACUACUUCGGUAAGUUAAUUAGGAAACGGUUAGUAUCGGUAAAGAAAACAAAGAUCAUGCAUCUAAUGUGCUGGCCUUGAGCAACCAUUUUUUUUUCCUUUUCUUUUUCUCCUUUUCUUUUCCUUUCCAAAGUAGUGUUUGGGACUUAACUAGGAUCUUAGUAAGCAUUUUAGGUACUGUUAGAGAGUUAGUGUUUGAUGAAUGUUUAAUUGCAAUAAAUUAAUAUGUUUGAAAUAAAAAGGUCCGCCCAGUUUAUCGUGAGGCUUUGCUCUCUCCAA